Molecule: messenger RNA, 1678 nt
Organism: Musa acuminata AAA Group (dessert banana)
Lineage: Eukaryota; Viridiplantae; Streptophyta; Magnoliopsida; Zingiberales; Musaceae
Product: AT-hook motif nuclear-localized protein 20-like
Exons: 1
Coding region: 769-1632 (287 amino acids)
Cellular component (GO): nucleus
Molecular function (GO): DNA-binding transcription factor activity; minor groove of adenine-thymine-rich DNA binding
Source: RefSeq, a predicted model, not a curated record
AAAUCCUACCGAUAGCCGGUAGGAUAUGGAAAUAAAGUUCGGAAGGGACCUGGAUAAAUUUAAAUAGUAAAAUUAAUCAGGUACUUAUUUUUAUAUUUAUGACUUUGUCAUUGAUGCCUGAGAUGGCCAGUUCUGCAAGUCGUCACGUACAGGAGGCAGAUUACCAUGUUAUGGAUGAAUGAGAGGUUCACCUUAAGAUUUCAUUUCCUAUAUUUAGGUGAUCAACCCGCUUUAACGAUCGUGAAGAAGACAACGAGGCAAUGAUGGGGUGUGGGAACACGCACCGCGUGCUCGGGGUUUAAGAAACCGCGAUUGAGGAUUUUGUCGUGGACUAGCAGUCUUAGUGGAGGAACGAGAAAUCUCGCUCUACCGCGACCUUUGUGGUGGAGAGAGAGAGAGAGAGUGGAUAACCAAAGCUAUCAGGGCAAUCAGUAUGCCAAUAUAGCUGGAAAAGGAGAGGCAAGGGAAGAAGGUAGAGGAAGAUGAUGAGGAGAGGGAUAUGGGAUACAGAAGAUGAUAGCUUUUGAUAAGCGGCAGGUCGCAGCGGAGAUGGGGCUAUCCUGUACUUAAGAUAGUGCCCAUUAAAUGAGCAAGAGGAGUACCUCUAGUUGAUUGUGGUAUAUCUGAGCUGCCUUUCCGCAGUUUAGUGGAUGGUUUCCUCUCCCUUUGGCAGUGCAGGCGGUACAGUCUACUCUUCUCUUCUCCUUGCAAGGUGACUCAUACCUUACGGAAGAGCUGGCGAACCGGUGGUGGAGUGAAGCUACGGCAAUGGAAGGGGUCGACCAUCGGGUCACACCUGCGAGCUCGAACCCUCCCUUUCAUCUCUGCAACCCGAACAGCUCCGACGACCACCACAACCACCGUUUACGUAGAAGAGACCGAGAGCCCAAGAACGCCGCCACCGCCGCCAACAGCAGCGGCAGCAACCCCCAACCCUACGAAGACGACGACGGCAAUGUCAAGGUACACCAUGGAGCCACAGCGAGCGACACCACCGGCCAACGCCACCGAGGCCGGCCGCCUGGGUCCAAGAACAAGCCGAAGCCGCCUAUCAUCAUUACGAGGGAGAGCCCCAGUGCGCUCCGCUCCCACGUGCUCGAGAUCGCGAGCGGGGCGGACAUCAUGGACGCCGUGGCCACCUUCGCCCGCCGGAGGCAGCGCGGUGUCUGCAUCAUGAGCGGCACCGGGGUGGUCACCAACGUCACGCUUCGCCAGCCGGGUGCGCAGCGCGGGGUUAUCAACCUCCACGGCCGCUUCGAAAUCCUCUCUCUCUCCGGGGCGUUCUUUCCGGCGCCAUCCCCACCCGGGGCAACCGGGCUCACGCUCUACGUAGCCGGCGGCCAGGGGCAGGUGGUUGGCGGGGAUGUGGUGGGAGAAUUGGUCGCAUCAGGGACCGUGAUGGUGAUCGCAGCCACAUUUUCGAAUGCAACAUACGAGCUAUUGCCUCUGGUGGACGAAGAAGAGCCGUCCAUGGCGGCGGGCCAGUGGCAGCAGAGCCCUAGAGGCAAUGGAGGCGCGUCGAUGCCACAGAACAAUCUGCCGCCAAGUGUUUUGCCUCAUGGUGAGAUUUGCCACGAGGUUUUCGGCGCUUGGGCGUCUUCUGCACCUCCAAGGCCACCACCAUCCUACUAAGCAUCUUCUCUUCAUCUAUAUAUGAAUAAAGUUUUGACUUCACUGA